Messenger RNA from Passer montanus (Eurasian tree sparrow), 4135 nucleotides. Its product is annotated as filamin-A-like. The annotation marks the transcript as partial. NCBI's taxonomy places the organism in Eukaryota, Metazoa, Chordata, Aves, Passeriformes, Passeridae. The record is from RefSeq and is a predicted model, not a curated record. The transcript has 22 exons. Gene Ontology annotation, molecular function: actin filament binding. Gene Ontology annotation, biological process: actin cytoskeleton organization.
AUGGUUUUGGGUUUUUGGGGGUGCCUGACCGUGGUUUUGGGUUUUUGGGGGUGUCUGACCGUUGUUUUGGGUUUUUGGGGGUGUCUGACCGUGGUUUUGGGUUUUUGGGGGUGUCUGACCGUGGUUUUGGGGUCCCCAGGCGUGGAGCUGGGCAAGCCCACCCAUUUCACGGUGAGCACCAAGGGCGGCGGCCGGGCAGCCCUGGACGUGCAGGUGACGGGGCCGGGCAAGGGCGAGGCCGUGAGGGACCUGCAGGUGACCGACAACCAUGACGGCACCCACACGGUGACCUACACCCCUGUGCAGCAGGUAAAACACCCCAAAAACACCCCAAAAACACUGGAGGUGGGCAAGGCGCAGGAGUUCACGGUGAAGGCCAAGGGCGCGGGGGGCCAGGGCAAGGUGGGCGCCCGCAUCCUGGGCCCGGCGCGCAAGGCGGUGCCGUGCACGGUGGAGCCCGGCGCCGCGGCCGAGAGCAGCGCCGUGCGCUUCGUGCCGCGCGACGAGGGCCCCCACAGCGUGGAGGUCACCUACGACGGCGUGCCCGUGCCCGGCAGCCCCUUCCCCGUCGAGGUGGUGCCGGCCACCGACCCCUCCAAGGUCCGUGCCUUCGGCCCCGGUCUCCAGGGGGGCCUGGCAGGGGUUCCGGCCCCGUUCACCAUCGACACCAAAGGCGCCGGCACGGGCGGUUUGGGGCUGACCGUGGAGGGGCCCUGCGAGGCCAAAAUCGAGUGCCAGGACAACGGCGACGGCACCUGCUCGGUGUCCUACCUGCCCACGGAGCCCGGCGACUACAACAUCAACAUCCUCUUCGCCGGCGCCCACAUCCCGGGCUCGCCCUUCCGCGCGCCGAUCCGGCCGAAGUUCGACCCUUCCAAGGUCACCUGCGAAGGGCCGGGGCUGGAGAAGGCCACGGCCGGCCAGCCAGCGCGCUUCCGCGUGGACUGCAGCCGGGCGGGGACGGCCGAGCUGACCAUCGGCAUCGCCUCGGAAGCCGGGGCGCAGGCGGACGUGAGGGUGGAGGAGAACGGCAACGGCAUUUACACCAUCGCCUACACGCCGCGCAGCGCCGGCGUGCACACCGUCACCGUGGAGUACGGCGGGCAGCCCGUGCCGCACUUCCCCAGCACCGUGCGCGUGGAGCCAGCGCCGGCGGCUGUGGAUACGUCCGGCAUCAAGGUGUACGGGCCUGGCGUGGAAGGGAAAGCCGUGUUCCGCGAGGCCGUGACGGAGUUCGAGGUGGACGCCCGGGCCGUGUCCAAGGCCGGCGGUCCCCAUGUCAAGGCCCUCGUGUCCAACCCCUCCGGAAACGUCACCGAGACCUUCGUGGAGGACCGGGGUGACGGCACCUACCACGUGGAGUACACGCCCUACGAGGAGGGCCUGCACAAGGUGGACGUGACCUACGGGGGGGCCCCGGUGCCGCUGAGCCCGUUCCGUGUCCCCGUCACCGAGGGCUGUGACCCCACCCGGGUGCGGGUGCACGGCCCCGGCAUCCAGAGCGGCACCACCAACCAGCCCAACAAGUUCACCGUGGAGACCCGGCGAUUUUCAAAUAUUUUAAUUUUGGGAGGGAGCCCGUUCCAGGUGCCGGUGUCGGACGUGGUGGACGCGUCCCGAGUGUCCUGCGGGGGUCCCGGCCUGACCCCCGGCCACGUCCGGGCCAACGUCCCCCAGACCUUCACCGUGGACACCUCCAAGGCCGGCGUGGCCCCGCUGGACAUCAAAGUCCAGGGCCCCAAAGGCGUGCUGGAGCCCGUGGACGUGGCCGACAACGGCGACGGCACGCAGCGCGUGUCCUACGUGCCGUCCCGCGAGGGACCCUACAGCAUCUCCGUGCGCUACGGCGACCAGGAAGUGCCGCGCAGCCCCUUCAAGGUGAAGGCGCUGCCCACGCACGACGCCAGCAAGGUGCGGGCGAGCGGCCCCGGGCUCAACACCACGGGAGUGCCGGCCAGCCUGCCCGUGGAGUUCACCAUCGACGCCAAGGACGCCGGCGAGGGGCUGCUGGCCGUGCAGAUCACGGAUCCGGAGGGGAAGCCCAAGAAGGCCUCGAUCCGGGACAAUCAGGACGGCACCUACACCGUGUCCUAUGUGCCGGACAUGACCGGCCGCUACACCAUCCUCAUCAAAUACGGGGGGGACGAGAUCCCCUAUUCCCCCUACCGCAUCCGGGCCGUGCCCACCGGCGACGCCAGCAAGUGCACGGUCACUGGACCCGGCCUGGGCCCCACGAUCCAGCUGGGCGAGCAGACGCUGAUCACGGUGGACGCCAAGGCGGCCGGCAAGGGCAAGGUGACGUGCUCGGUGUGCACGCCCGACGGCUCCGAGGUGGACGUGGACGUGGUGGAGAACCCCGACGGCACCUUCGACAUCUUCUACACCGCGCCCCAGCCCGGCAAAUACGUCAUCUGCGUCAGGUUCGGGGGGGAGCACAUCCCCAACAGCCCCUUCCAGGUCAUGGCAGGACCCGGCCUGGGCCCCACGAUCCAGCUGGGCGAGCAGACGCUGAUCACGGUGGACGCCAAGGCGGCCGGCAAGGGCAAGGUGACGUGCUCGGUGUGCACGCCCGACGGCUCCGAGGUGGACGUGGACGUGGUGGAGAACCCCGACGGCACCUUCGACAUCUUCUACACCGCGCCCCAGCCCGGCAAAUACGUCAUCUGCGUCAGGUUCGGGGGGGAGCACAUCCCCAACAGCCCCUUCCAGGUCAUGGCCACGGACCGGCCGCUGCUGGGGGUCAACGGGCUGGACAUGGCCGGGCUGCGGCCCUUCGACCUCGUCAUCCCCUUCACCAUCAAGAAGGGCGAGAUCACGGGUGAGGUGCGCAUGCCCUCGGGCAAGGUGGCCACCCCGGACAUCACGGACAACAAGGACGGCACGGUGACCGUGCGCUUCGCGCCCAGCGAGGCGGGGCUGCACGAGAUGGACAUCCGCUGUGACAGCAUCCACAUCCCAGGUUAGAGCGGGAAUUUGGGGGGAUUUAUGGGAGGGACACCGGGGACACCAGGGACAGUGGGGACAGCGGGGACAGCCACCAGGGACAGCGGGGACGCCGGGGAGGGGGGGCUGUCGCUGGCCGUGGAGGGUCCCUCCAAGGCCGAGAUCAGCUGCCAGGACAACGGCGAUGGCACCUGCUCCGUGUCCUACCUGCCCGUGCUGCCCGGCGACUACGGCAUCGUGGUCAAGUACAACGACAAGCACAUCGCAGGCAGCCCCUUCACCGCCCGCAUCACGGGUGACGAUUCCCUGCGCCAGUCCCACCUCAAGGUGGGCGCCUCGGCCGAGAUCCCGCUGGACAUGGGGGACAUCGGGGACCUGAGCCAGCUGAGCGCCACCGUCACCGCGCCCUCGGGCCGCCGCGAGCCCUGCACCCUCAAACGGCUGAGAGACGGCCACCUCGGGAUCUCGUUUGUCCCCCAGGAGGUGGGGGAGCACCUGGUGCAUGUCACCCGGGGUGGCCAGCCGCUGCCGCGCAGUCCCCUGGCUGUCACCAUCAGCCAGGCCGAGCUCGGGGACGCGUCGCGGGUGCAGCUGCGCGGGCCCGGCCUCAGCGAGGGCACCACGUUCCAGCCCGCCCAGUUCACCAUCGACACCCGCCAGGCCGGUGAGACUGGGAGGAGCCCCUUCUCGGUGAAGGUGACGGGGAGCCCCUUCUCGGUGAAGGUGACGGGCGAGGGCCGCGUGCGCGAGAGCAUCACCCGGCGGCGCCGCGCCCCCCCCGAGGCCAGCGGGACAUUGAAAAUGGGCACAGCCCAGGUCUCGGGCCCCUCGGGGACCCCGGUGGCGGCGCAGGUGCUGCCCGGCGCGGGGGGCACGGUGGGCGUGCGCUUCGUGCCGCAGGAGACCGGGGCGCACCGGGUCAGCGUCAAGGACCGCGGGCAGCACGUGCCCGGGAGCCCCUUCCAGUUCACCGUGGGACCCCUGGGCGAGGGCGGCGCACACAAGGUCCGGGCCGGGGGGCCGGGGCUGGAGCGCGCCGAGGCCGGGACCCCCGCCGAGUUCAGCAUCUGGACGCGCGAGGCGGGGGCCGGGGGUCUCUCCAUCGCCGUCGAGGGUCCCAGCAAGGCCGAGAUCGCCUUCGAGGACCACAAGGACGGAUCCUGCGGGGUCUCCUACGUGGUGCAGGAGCCCG